UCAUCCCUCACGUGUGUUUUUAAUUACGUUGUUUGUGGUUAUGGAAACUUAAAAAUUAUUUAUUAAUUGUAGACAACGUUAGUGUAAAAACUAUGACAAAAAAGAAACAUAAUAAUUUAAGUGGCUGGAAACCACUAAAAUUAGAAGGUUCUGUAUUUUCUAAUAAUGUUGAAGAUUUAAUUGGUAUUGAGGAAUUAACUGAUUAUAAAUUGGAAAAGGAAAACAACAAGACAAAGAUUGUAAUUUGCAAUGAGGAAAGCAAUAUCAAAAAAGAUAAGGUAUCACCAAAGCGUAAACGUUCUAAUAUAUGGUUAGAAAAUGAUAUAGAUGUUAAUGAACCAUUAUUAAAAAAAGCUAAGAAACUAAAAUCUAAAGAAAAGAAAUUAAAAAGAAAAAGCGAUGAAAAAGUAUCAAAAUGUUUAUCUUCAAAAAAUGGUGUGGACACCAAUUCUAAUAAUAACAAUCAAUUUUCUAAUGAAUAUAAUGAUGAAAAAAAUGAUAUAAAUGACAAUAAUGCUCAACAAUGGCAUAUAUUAGGUGUACCCACUCCUAUAAUAAAGGCAUUAAAAGAUCAACAAUUUUAUAUUCCAACUCAUAUUCAAGCAUUAACUUUACCUCCAGCAAUAUUGGGUCAUAGAGACAUAUUAGGUGCAGCUGAAACAGGUAGUGGAAAAACAUUGGCAUUUGGAAUUCCAAUUAUAAACGGUAUUUUACAAUUAAAAAAUAAGGAGUCAGAUAUGGAAUUUAGGAAGAAAACAAGUGAAAUUAUUGACAAUAAAGGCUGGAUUUGUUCUGAGAAUGAAAUGAUAGAAAAUGAUAAUAGCUCAUCUGAAUUUGAUUAUGAAGAAGAUGUUGAAAGUCUUAAUGAAAAUAAUAUAGGUUGUGUACGUGUAAUUAAUAAUGUAAAAAUGAAUGAAACACAAAAUUAUAUGAAGCCACUCUAUGCACUAAUAUUAACACCAACUCGUGAAUUGGCUAUUCAAAUUAAGAAUCAUUUAACUAAAGUAGUCAAAUAUACAGAUAUUAAAAUAGCUGUAGUAUUAGGAGGAAUGGCUGCAGUUAAACAAGAAAGAAUAUUAAGUAAAGAACCUGAGAUUGUAAUUGCUACACCUGGUAGAUUAUGGGAAUUAAUACAACAAGGUAAUCCACAUCUUAACAAAGUGGAUUCUAUUAAAUAUUUGGCUAUUGAUGAAACAGAUAGAAUGUUAGAAAAGGGACAUUUUCAAGAAUUGCAACAAUUACUAGAAAAAAUAAAUACAAAUGAAAGGAAAGUGAGAGAAAGGCAAACAUUUGUAUUCUCUGCUACAUUAACUAUGGUGCAUGAUAUUCCAGAAUAUUUAGAAAAGAAAAAAAGGAAGCAUAGUAAAAGCAAAAUACAAAAGCUUACGCCAGAUCAAAAAUUACGAAAAAUUAUGGAAUUGGUGGGAAUUAAAAAUCCAAAAAUUAUCGAUGUCACUAAAAAAUCAGGUACGGCCACUAAUUUAACGGAAUGUAGAAUAGCGUGUACAAUAGAGCAUAAAGAUUAUUAUCUUUAUUACUUUUUGAAAAGAUAUACUGGUAGAACAUUGGUGUUCUGUAAUAGUAUUGGUUGUGUAAAACGCUUAGCUACUCUUUUUGGAAUACUUGAUUGUAGACCUUUACCAUUACAUGCAAGUAUGCAGCAAAGACAAAGAUUAAAAAAUCUUGAAAGAUUUCAGGCGGAUGAAGACGGAUUAUUAAUAGCUACUGAUGUAGCUGCAAGAGGUUUGGACAUUCCAAAUGUUGAGCAUGUGAUACAUUAUCAAGUUCCUAGAACAAGUGAGAGUUAUGUACAUAGAAGUGGGAGAACAGCAAGAGCACAAAAGGAUGGUAUAACAGUUCUUAUGAUGGAACCAUCCGAAAAGCAAUAUUAUAGUAAAUUAUGUAAAACACUUGAUCGAACGGAAGAUUUACCUAUGUUUCCUGUAGUUGAUAAACUGUUAAUCGCAGUUAAAGAAAGAGUUGAUAUUGCUCGAGAAAUUGAUAAAUUGGAAUUGAAAUGUCGUAAGGAUAAUUCGCAAAAAGGUUGGUUACGUAAAGCAGUUGAAGAAAUGGAUCUGGUUUUGGAGGAGGACGAAGAAGAUUUGACAACAGAAAUGAAAGAAACAGCAGAUUUGAAGCAUCAUUUAAAAAUAAAAAAGCGUCAGUUGGCAUCGCUUAUGUCGAAAACGAUAUUUCCGAAAGGUUUUUCCGGGAAAUAUCCUGAUAUCAGUACCGAAUUUAAAUUAAACGAAGACCACCAGAAAGCCGUUGAUGUGAUGAAAAAAGUUAUAGAAGAAAUUCCAGCGAAGAAAAAAGAAAGAAAUAAAAAAUCUAACGUAAAUAAGAAUUCUUUUAAAAGCAAAGUUCAAAGAAAGAAGAAUAGGAACAAACGAAGUGUAACAUGAAUUCUUUUUUAUUGAAAGGGAGUGAUUUAUAAAUAAAGAUUUCAUACAUCUUC
Messenger RNA from Frieseomelitta varia, 2458 nucleotides. Its product is annotated as ATP-dependent RNA helicase DDX24. Gene Ontology annotation, cellular component: nucleolus. The transcript has 9 exons. Gene Ontology annotation, molecular function: RNA helicase activity; nucleic acid binding; ATP binding. Bases 93 to 2405 code for a protein of 770 amino acids. The record is from RefSeq and is a predicted model, not a curated record. NCBI's taxonomy places the organism in Eukaryota, Metazoa, Arthropoda, Insecta, Hymenoptera, Apidae.